AACACUUUCAUACUUAAGUUUUUUCCCUCCUCUCUUCUUCCCCUCACAUGGACACCAAAGCCCAACUGUGUUUUGCUAAAGCUAUAUCUUCCUUUGCUCUUAUUUUCCUUUCAUUAAUCAAUUACACAGAAGCAGAUACCUUCAACAACAGGAACAGCCAUAUCUACCAUAAUUCUUCUGAUAAAUCAACAGAGAGCAAGGCUAACUGCAACUUCUUUUAUGGAAGCUGGGUGUUUGAUUCUUCCUAUCCUCUAUAUGAUUCCUCUACUUGUCCCUUCAUCGACAACGAGUUCAACUGUGAAAAGUAUGGCAGACCAGAUAAGCUCUUCCUCGAGUAUGGAUGGAAGCCAGAAACUUGCGAGCUCCCAAGAUUUGAUGGGAAAGAUUUCUUAUGGAGAUGGAGGGGGAAGAAGAUUAUGUUUGUUGGAGACUCACUUAGCUUGAAUCAGUGGGAAUCUUUGCUCUGUAUGAUCCACUCAGCUGUUCCUAAUGCCAGGACUUCACUGUCAAGAGGAGGGGGUUCCCUCUCCUCUGUUAGGUUUGAGGACUACGGGUUAUCAAUCAUGCUCUACAGAUCAACAUACCUUGUUGACAUUGUAAGGGAGAGCAUCGGACGAGUGCUGAAGCUCGACUCCAUACAGGAAGGUCAGGCAUGGCUUGGUACUGAUCUUCUCAUCUUUAACUCUUGGCAUUGGUGGACUCACACUGGAAGCAGCCAGCCAUGGGAUUAUGUACAGUAUAAGAAUAAUAUAUACAAGGAUAUGAACAGGUUGGAAGCUUUCUAUAAGGGGAUGGCAACCUGGGCAGAAUGGGUAGAUUCUAAUGUAAACCCAGUGAAGACGAAGGUUUUCUUCCUGGGCAUCUCUCCCACGCAUUACCACUCGAUUGUAGUUAUUUAUACUGCACAUGCUUGGAAUAAAUCAAAGGCCCGAUCAAAUGCAAAUAGCUGUUACAAGGAAACACAGCCUAUAGGAGGAUCGAGAUACCCAGGUGGCUCAGUCCCUGCUUUGAACGUUGUGAAGAAAGUGCUGAGCGCAAUGUCAAAACCUGUUUAUCUACUUGACAUAACUCUUCUAUCUCAAUUAAGAAAGGAUGCUCAUCCUUCUAAAUACGGCGGAGAGCACUCAGGAGUAGAUUGCAGCCACUGGUGCCUCCCGGGUCUCCCUGAUACAUGGAAUCAGAUUCUGAAUGCAGCUCUUCUUUGACAGAAAAGAAGAGAGGAGUUCAAUGGUUUUCUGGUUCCAGUAUUCUUUCUGCAUUCUGGAUUCAUUUAUAGAUGUGAAUUGGAAGGUGUGAUAAUCAAAGAUAAGAUUUGUGCUGUUGAAUAAUUGUUAUAUAUUGUAAUUUGCUUUGCUCAUUGAAAACCUUUACUGGUUCUCUACCAUUCAACAUUCCGGUGAGAAUAUACAUAUAUAUAUAUGGAAUUGUUUAUUAUGUACCUACUCUUA
Molecule: messenger RNA, 1448 nt
Organism: Dendrobium catenatum
Lineage: Eukaryota; Viridiplantae; Streptophyta; Magnoliopsida; Asparagales; Orchidaceae
Product: protein trichome birefringence-like 38
Exons: 6
Coding region: 48-1205 (385 amino acids)
Cellular component (GO): Golgi apparatus
Molecular function (GO): O-acetyltransferase activity
Source: RefSeq, a predicted model, not a curated record